AGACAGGAAUUGCUCAGGUCAAUGCGGAAACAGCAGGAGAAAGACCUGUGGAAACCUUUCCAAACACUAUAGUCUUGCUGUUAAAACAUUAGUUUGGCGCCGUGUUGUUUAGUUGGCUGUGGAUCAAAAGCAGUGGGUCAUUCUGAAAAGUUUGCUUCUUUCUACGCAUUUGUUGUUGAUGAAGUGGAGAACUGCAUCGUAUAGAGAAUGAACAGAGUAGCCAACUGUAGCUGGAUUGGGCCUGAGAUCCCUCUGUCUUCACAAUUCUUUAGUGCCAUUAAAAAUGAGCUGUGGCUCUUCCUCAUCCCUGCCGCCCUGGCUGUCAUUUUAUUGGCCGUCUUUCUGGAGGAAGUUGGCUUCUUCGUGCGUCACAUUUCCUCAUCCAGACGUAAACAUCUCUACCUGUGGAUAUUAGGAAUGUACCCGGUAUUUGCCUUGACUUCCCUUAUAGCACUGUAUGUGCCACGCUCUUCCUCGCUGUGCAAUUUCAUUGCUUCGCUGUAUCACUCCAUCACCUUGCUGAAAUUCAUGGGACUGAUCACAGACUUCUUUGGUGGUAAAGCUCGUAUGCUGGUGGCUCUGUCUGGACAGCAAGUAUCUCCAGAUCCCUUCCCCUGUUGCUGCUGCUGCUGUUUCCCAAUGGUGGCCAUCAACAGCAGCAGCUGUGCUUGGAUGAUGGCUGCUGUGCUUCAGCUCUCGGUUGUCCGCAGCAUCUUAUUCUUUGUUACUUUGGUCCUGUGGACAGAUGAACAGUACGACUAUGGUGAUGUGGAUUCAGUCAACCCCAACUUGUAUGUGAACGCGAUCAUAGGUGUGUCAACCUUUGUGUCCUUUUAUGGCCACCUCCUGUUUUACAAAGCCACGAAGAGUGCUUUACAUGGGCAUGGACUGAGACCCAAAUUUAUCUGCAUCAUUGUGGUGUUGGUGCUGUGUGGCCUGCAGAGUGGCAUCUUGGAGACCAUGGGUGCUCUAGCAGUUAUCCCCUGCACACCGCCAUUCUCUGUCUUAUCCAGGUCCCAGUUGAUCUAUCACUACAGUGUAAUUGUGGAGAUGUUCUGCAUUGGCCUGUAUGCCCGCCACACUUUCCGUAAGGUGGAACCCAGCGAGGUGGAGAGGCCUGUCAGUGUCUCGAAGAUGGAAACUGCUGUUCAAACAGAUGAUGUUCAGAUUGCACAUCACAAGUCUAGCCUGCUUUCAGAGGAUGCUUGGCCUGGCCGCCAACCCGUCAGUGUCUUCAGUCCUGGUUAUAACACUGACAGUGAGGACAGCCUAUGCAGGAUCGAACAUACUCCUCUAGAUGGUUUCGACUUCCCUCAGGCCAAAGGUCAACAUCGAAGCCAGCCAGAACCAGUACAGCCCAGGUCUGCAGAAAAGCCUAGUGUAGAAAUGAACCAUAUCACCGUCAAGGCUGACGUUACAUAUGAUGAUUGUAAGGAUGUCACUGUGGUCUGACCAAUGGAAGACAUUUAACAAAAGGUUAAACUUAGUCAGUGAGAAUGCUAGUACUGACUUGGUCUGUGUGAGAUCUUGUCUGGAGAACUUGGCUUUGAUAAAUUGAGCAAACACUGAAGCAUGUAAUUGCAUAACAUAUGGGAGCUGUGCAUUGGCAUUUUUCUCCUUCUGCACACAGUACAGAUUUGCCAAACUUUGCAAAUAUUCCGAGAUGUGUUUUUUGUUAUGUAUUCAUUGUGUUUUGUUCUUUGUAGUUGUGUAUAACACAAACACUUAUUGUGAUAUUUUAAAGAAAUGCAAAGAGACCAUAACAUACAAGGUUAAGGCAUUUAAAGAGCUACAAACCGUUACCUUUUGAAGUGGUGUGCUAUAGUGUUCAGAUUUGUUGCUUAGCUGUGUGUACCUGCAGCAUUGCUUCUUCUUGAUUUCCUACGGUUUGAAUUGUACCUUAUUUAUGCAGUCAUAUGAAAAAGUUUAUACAUCCCAAUAGUUUUUGGACAUAUUUGGAGAUUUGUCUACAGGUAAAGGUGAUAUGAACACAACCACAACAAAACCUAGAGUUGCACAAGAGAGUGCAGACCUCCACAAAGGCCAAUAAUCCACUGUUUUCCGAUAUGUGAUUGCACAACUCCUGAUCAACAGGAGGAAAGUUGAAUGUGUUCUUCCUUCGCACAUGCUCCACCUCUUCACCAAGUUUAAUAAAAAAAUAUUUUUUGUCUAUUCCUGGCAAGCAAACCAAAAAUAUAAAAAUCAAACCUCUUUGGUGGAGGCAAUGAGCUCUCACAUCAGUGAAAUAUGUUGACAAUAUCAAUGCAUUGUUAGUGGAAUAUUCCUCAGUGAGUUAGUAGAUUUAAGAAUGUUAACAGAUAACAGAUUAGGCUCUGAUGUUGAUUUAAGUUAGUAUUGUAAAGUUAACUAACACCCUUUUAAUUGUUAAUACAGUUCUCUUAAUGUAGCUUCAUCCAAAGUUGUGAAAUUAGAGAAAAAUGCAUCUACAUGUGAUUUAUUUUAUUUUAUGUUUUGAGGCUGCAGUGAGUUAAACUCUAUUUAAAUCUUAAACUGAUGUGUGAUUGUAAAGUGGGAUGAGAGGAUGAAAUUACAAAAUCCAUUUUUUGAUACAAAGCAGUAAAAUAUAGUUAAUGUUACAAAGCAGUGCUACUGAUAAUAAUUUAGAGUAAAUAACUGAUACUUCUAAAGGGUAAAUUCAAAUGAGUUGACUGAUUUUGGCUUUAUGACUGUGUUGACCAGUAUUUGAAUCUGUUAUGCUGCAGCUCAGUUGAUUCUGAAAUGAAGAAAAAGAAAGGGAAGCUGGAAGAUGUAAGCGAGUUUUAAGACUUAAGGUCAAUUUAAAAUAGACCAGCAAAUUAACGAAGCGAAUCAUAAUACACCCAAUGAGAAAUCUUACUAAAUAUUUCAAGUAUUGUUACUACUGUAUUAUAUAAGUAAUCCUACUAAGCAUGUAUUCAUUUCAGUGUCAUUGCUUGUUAGUUUAUAUUGGCAAUCUAUGCAUUUUUUUUUAUACAAAUAAAGUUUAUUGUAAGGUAUAA
Amphiprion ocellaris (clown anemonefish) is the source of this 2999-nucleotide messenger RNA. RefSeq names its product organic solute transporter subunit alpha. Bases 208 to 1452 code for a protein of 414 amino acids. NCBI's taxonomy places the organism in Eukaryota, Metazoa, Chordata, Actinopteri, Pomacentridae. The record is from RefSeq and is a predicted model, not a curated record. The transcript is spliced from 7 exons. Gene Ontology annotation, molecular function: transporter activity. Gene Ontology annotation, biological process: transport.